Macrobrachium nipponense is the source of this 9060-nucleotide messenger RNA. Its product is annotated as gastrula zinc finger protein XlCGF26.1-like. The record is from RefSeq and is a predicted model, not a curated record. Gene Ontology annotation, molecular function: RNA polymerase II cis-regulatory region sequence-specific DNA binding; DNA-binding transcription factor activity. Lineage: Eukaryota; Metazoa; Arthropoda; Malacostraca; Decapoda; Palaemonidae. The coding region runs from base 3789 to 5246 and encodes 485 amino acids. The transcript has 2 exons. Gene Ontology annotation, biological process: regulation of transcription by RNA polymerase II.
AGGCAGACUCUUUGGGCUUUAGCUAAGGCAAUUUCACUUUCUUUCCAGAAAUUGCAGUUGACAAAAGUUGGAGCCAGUGUAGAAAGAAGAUUACCCUAAAGGGAGGCAAAAGGUGAAAGAGAAGUUAUAAGAUAAAGAGGGGCCACUUUGAAAUGUUCCAAGUACAUUGGCAGAACAAAAUCAUCAAGCAGACAACCAUUUGAGUAAAUUGGAGAGCAAAGGUGGAGAUAAAGAAAGGCUUCCCCUCUUAGUGAUGGAUUUAUCAUCUUGUGCCUCGUGUGGAAUAUCCAAAAAUGUUUUUAACCUUUCCAGGACUGGAAACAUUUCUAGUUCAUGCGAAGAAUGUGGAGCAAAACCUCCAAAUAAAGAAAGUAUUUGUCAGUCAAAUACAAAACUAACAAGCACAAUGAGUCCUGAAAUUCUACAGAAAUCCCCAAGAAAAGUAUGCACAAUUCAAGGUAAAGGGAAGUCCCCAUGCACAGCAACUGUAGCGAGGACUGACUCAUCAGAUCAAAAUAAACGUUUUGCAUGUGAUACAUGUGGUAAAAGGUUCAAAGUUAGGGGACAACUUAUUAUGCAUCAUGUAGUUCAUACUGGGGAAAAGAAAUAUGAAUGUCAUGUUUGUAAAAAAAAGUUUGCCUACAAAAGUUCCUUGACUGAUCAUGUUAAGGUUCAUAGUGCUAGUACAAGACAAAAAUUUCCAUGUGAUGGCUGCCAGAAAAUAUUCUUGCAUAAGACAUAUCUUGUAAAACAUAAACGUCAGUUUUGCAGUGCUAAUGAGGAAAAAAGAGAGACGGUGAAGAAGGGAGAAGAAACUUAUUAUAAUCAUGGAGUGCCUUUGCCAUCUGGUGAAAAAGGUUACCUGUGCCUAAUUUGUGGAAAGCAGUAUGUUAAUAGAUAUAACUUAAGAGAUCACAUCAGAUUUCAUACAAGAGAAAGUGUUAAUAAAUGUGAGUAUUGUGGCAAAGAAUUCCAGAAAAAAAGUCAUCUUGCUAUUCAUACCACAAUACAUACUGGUGACAAGAAGUACCUUUGUAGUGUUUGUGGGAAACGGUUUUCUCAGAAGAGUCACCUUCGUGCUCACAUGAGAAGUCACACAGGUGAGAAAAAAUUUGCCUGCGGAGAAUGUGGCAAAUCAUUUGGUAUUAAAGCUGAGGUUCGGAGACACAUGAUAAAGCAUACAGGAGAUGAUAGAGACAAAUAUUUAUGUGAGGUCUGUGGGAAACAGCUGGUUGAUAAAUAUUCUUUUAUUAACCAUCAGAAUUCCCACAAAAAAGGAAGGAAACGUAAGAAAAAAGGAGUCAAAAAAAUUUCUAGAAAUGAACGUGUGAAAUGUGACAUUUGUAAGAUAUUCACUGAAAGAAAAUUGUUUGCUGAGCAUUACAAACAUCACCAAAAGCAAGAUAUCCUUGAGCCAUGUUCUUUGUUCGUAGUAGAACCAAAAACUGAAAUUUUAUCUGAUGAACUGACUGCAAUUGCUGAAGGUAAAGAAUGGACACCUUUUAAUGACUCGACAGGUAGUACAGACUGCCUGAAGAAUGAUGUCCAGUAUGAUGAAGGUGAGGAAGAUUCACUUCUUGACACCUCUUUUCAUGUUAAGAAGGAAGAGGAUCAAAUGAAUUAAUAUAUUUGUUUCAGAUUUUUCAAAAACUGGAGUGAUAAAGUGCCAAUCAAAGAAUACGAACAGUAUUGAUAUUGCAAUAUGCAGAAGGUAGUAGUGCAGUAUUUAUCUUUGCAUGUUAAAAUGAAUAGAAGAGAAGGAAAAGCAGUGCAUACGUAUUACUGUUUGUAAUUUCAUCAAGAAAAUAUGGGCUUAACUAGGCAGUAACUUGUGGUGACAGUGAAAUUUGUAUGUUUUUAGCAGUAAUAAGUAGUGUCUCAAAGAGGGCAACAUAUUUAUUUUGCUUUAUCCAACUUUGGUGAGUGAUUUUCCACCAAUGAUCAAACCAAUAUUGUAAUAACGUAAUGUGUGUUUUAUAAUUAAAUUUCGUUUGAAAUCAUUAAAUAUUAAUAGUACAUCAGGACACAGCUUUGUCCUACAUAUUAAUGAAUGACCUGUUGUAAGAGAGUAAAAUACUACGAAAACAAUUACUUUAUUUGUAUGCUAGAUUACAAGAGUAUCCUAUUUUCAAGGCCAAUAGUGAUGUCCACAAGUCUGUCUUAAGUCAAGUCUGUCGUAAGGCAUGAAAAUACUGGACUGUUUACCAAGGACUUCAUGAUUAAACAGACCCCAUACAGCCAUAUUGUGUAUGAGAAAGCUCUGAGUGGAGUGGACAAUCACUGCUUAAGAGCAUGUUUUUUUAUUUCUAAACACUAAAUUACUAUGGGUGGAUGGAUAAGGAUCUUAGUACAUACAUUGUUUGUCUAAGGCCAACUACGACUUCAUGAUAGACGCUCUCUAAUAAUGACUUAAAUCAACAUAAGUAAAGUAAUUCCACCCUCUUUAUCUGCAACUGUGAUGAUGCAAAGUACUGUACAAGUAGAGAGUUUAAGUCACUUCUAAGAAGUUUGUAUUAGUAUCCUUUGAAAAAUUAUAAGGGAGAUAUUUUAAACAUACAGUAGCAGAUUAGGAGAAGGAUGAUUUCAAUUUGGCUAACUAGAAUUAAGAAUGAGUUAUUUCUGUUAAUUUGCUUUUUAUCUUGGCUAACUAGAAUUAAGAAUGAGUCAUUUCUGUUAAUUAGCUUUUUAGAGUAUCAUUUUAAUUCUUUGGGAAAUCUAAAAACUCAUUGCUUCAUUCUAACUUUCAGCAAAAUUCUCUUAUCUCAUAUGGCAGUGAUUAUAUAACGUCACCAUGUGUAAAAAUCAGUAUCUUAAUCAUGAUAUGCCUAUGUGCAUGAACCAUCUCCACAAUCAGUAAUACAGAUUUCAUGGGAUGGAAAAAGCUAAAAUUUGUGUUAGAGUCCAAUUCAAUAUCUUGAGACAAAGGUCAGUAUUAAUUUCUGAUAUCUUUAUAACAGUGAAGUGUUAUUUAAUUGUAUUUCAUUUAGCACAAAAUUUUAGCCCACACUGCAUGCAGCUAUGAUACUGGAAGGUGGUAAGAGGUUUGAAAACUCACUGACGGUAGGCUUUCAUAUGAUAGAAAGCUCUUCUAGCACUAGGUUCAGUACAUAACCUUCAAUAUAGUAUGCACUGUAUAUGUGGGAGACAUAAAUUGAUACAAUGCCUUAAUGCAGAUGUAAUCAGAACAAAUGCACCUGAGAUAAGCCACUUAGUGUUGUCUUUACAUGACAAAUUUUAUUACCAGUGUCCUAACAAAGUAGUUAAGUCCAUUUAUAUCGGACUUGGCUUAAUAAGGAUUAAAGAAUAUAAAGGAAGUGGCAACAAAGUACCUAUGUACCUGAAACCUCUUUAAAAUUGCUUUUACCUUUUUAUUUUUAUCCUUGAAUGGAACCAUGGGAGAUUUUUCAGAGCAAUCUGGACGUACGUAUGUCCAAUCUUAGCUGAGCAGUCACUUGAGGGACUUGUGAGCAGUCUUGAGAGUAAAAUAAAGGUGCUAGCUGUCUAAAAAUAGUCUGUUUUGAAAGUGGAAAUAUAUUAGUCAUCUGUUUGUGUGCGUGUGUGAGAUUAUUAAUAUAUACAGUAGUACAGGCCAUUGAUAAAUGUAUCGUAGAUAGUAUGUUUAGUUAUAGUUAUUUGUCCUUCCUCAGGUAAAAAUGAAAGCAUAAAUUAAAGAUGGACCACUUUCCAAUGCUGAGGAUAUGUUCCACAACAUGAUCUACUUCUAGAUGUCCAUUUAAGUAGCUUGUAGGUUGGAAGUAGAAGAUAAGGAAAAAUCUCCUCAGUUAGUGAUGGAUUCUUUUUCUUGUGCCUCAUGUGAAAGAAUAUCUGGGGAUCUUUCAGACUCCUUAGAGAAGGUGAACAUUGCUAGUUUAUGCCAGGAAUGUGGAAGGAAACCUCCGAGGAAAGUGAGCAUUGUUCAUACAAAAGAGAAAUUUCCACAUGAAGUGAGCCUCGUUCAAGGUGAUGAGAAAUUCCCAAGGAACUUGGAUGUGGUUCAAAGUAAGGAUAAGUCUUCAAGUACAGCUACCUUGACUCACACUGAAUCAUUCGACAAUGAUAAACGUUUUGCAUGUGAUACAUGCGGUAAGAAAUUCACUGAAAAAUACAACCUUGUUGUACAUUUUAGAAUUCAUACUGGGGAAAAAGACUAUGCUUGUAAUGUAUGUGGAAAGAAGUUUCGUCAUAAAAACACACUGAAAUGUCACUUACGAGUCCACACAGGGGAGAAAAAUUAUGAAUGUCACAUUUGCAAAAAGAAAUUCACUUAUAAAAGUGGCCUAAGAGAUCACUUGAGUCUCCAUAGUGCAAGUACUGGGCAAAAAUUUCCUUGUGAGGUUUGCCAAAAGUUAUUCAUAACCAAGAGAUAUCUUGUCAGACACAAACGUCGUAAUGCAUGCAGUGCUGAAGACAGAGUAAGCAACUGUAGAAAGAAGGUUGAUUGGAAGGAAACAUUUGCUAAGUGUGUAAUGCCCAUGCCUUCUGGAAGAAAAGGGUAUAUAUGUCUGAUUUGUGGCAAGCAAUAUCUUCAGAGAAGUUGUAUGAGAAAUCACAUACGGUUUCAUACCAGAGAAAAUGUGUAUAAAUGUGAGUACUGUGGUAAAGAGUUCCAGGAAAAAAAGUAUCUUAGAAUUCAUAUCACUAUUCAUACUGGUGACAGGCAACACCUCUGCACUGUUUGUGGGAAAAGGUAUUCUCAGAACAGUCACCUUCGGGCUCAUAUGAGAAAUCACACAGGUGAGAAAAAAUUUCACUGCGGAGAAUGUGGUGAAUCAUUUGGUCUAAAAGCUGAGUUGAGGAGACACAUGUUAAAGCACACAGGAGAUGAUGGAGAUAUAUGCUUAUGUGAGAUUUGUGGAAAACAGUAUGUUGAUAAGUACUCAUUUGCUAGACACAAGAAAAGUCACAAAGUUGAACAGAAAUGUUUGAGAAGUGAGGGAGGUUGUAAAAAGGUUUUGGAAAAUGACCUUGUGAAAUAUGAUAUUUGUGAGAUGUUUACCGAAAAAAGAUUGGUAGCUGAGCAUCGCAAACAUCACUCAAAACAAGAACUUAAGCCCUGUGCUUUGAGAAUUGUAAAAUCAGAAUUUAUAUCAGGAGACUUUAUUCCGAAUGAUAAAGGAUUAACUUUUAAUGAUUUGACAGAUAGUACUGAUUAUAUUAAGACUGAAGCCCAGUACAGUGAUGAUGAGAAUUUGCUUUUUGAAAAUUCAUACCAAGUUAAAGUGGAAGAGGAGGAUGAGCUAGGCUAAUAUUUCCAUCCAUACAAUUUCAAAGAUUAAGUGAUGCUCACUGCAUCAUCACAGAUGAUGCCGUAAGCAGAAAUGACUUGUACAUACUGAUGUCUGUUUCUCUUCAUACUCCUCUGUAUGGAUCACAUCCAUAAUCUGGCUGUCUUUCUCUGUGUUACAUAGUAAAUAAGUGGUCUGCCAUUUACUAUAAAUAGUCUUUAGGGUUGGCCAUUUAGCUAAUAACUGGACCCUAUUAUGAAAUACAUACCCUUGUAUUGUGUAUUUUGUUUGGGAUAUGUGGUUCAUUUUCUAUCAUAGUUCAUUUGUUAUGCCUUAAAAUUAUUACUUUCAGGAUGCUGUAAUGUGAUACAGCUAAUGUAAAGUAUCCUAGAAACAGUGAAAUGAUAGUAUUUGUCCUUUCUCAGGUUAAAUCAUGGUGUAGUGGAACUCAAAUGCAGUUGUAAGAUGAGUGAUACAGGCUUUGAAGAAAAAGUGGCUCUUCAGACAAAGAAGGAAAGCAUUUCAUGCUGUGUGUGCCAAAAACUGUCAAAUGAAGAUCAUACAGAAUCUGUUGAUGUUUUAGACUCUAAGGACUCAGCAUGUGUGGAGUGUGGGAGGAAGCCCAUGAGUAAAAUUACCAUCACUCAACCCAAGCCACUUGAUGUGGAGAAAUUCACAUGUGACACAUGUGGGAAACAUUUUGCUAGGAAAGAUAACUUGGUCAUUCAUUUUAGAGUCCAUACGGGAGAAAAAGAUUUUGCAUGUGAAGUUUGUGGGAAGAAGUUUGCUCAUAAAUCAACUUUAAAAGUUCAUUACAGACUCCAUACUGGUGAAAAGAACUAUGCAUGUGAAAUAUGUGGCAGGAAAUUUACACACAAAAGUAAUCUCACUUCUCAUAUCAAAACACAUACAAAUAACAAACAUAGGAGUAAUGGACCUUAUGUUUGUGAAGAAUGUGGAAAAGUAUUUCACUAUCAUAUUGGUCUUUAUAGCCACAGGAGACUCCAUGGGAAAGGAAAAAGGAGCUAUAUGAAAGAAGAUGUUGAUAAAUAUAUUGAGACCCAAUCGCAUUCUGAAGGAGUGAUUUUUAUGUGUACUCUCUGCAAGAAGACAUAUAUAACACAGUUGGUUAUAAGGAGGCAUUUAAGAUACGUACAUUUUCGGGGUAGGCGCUUUGUGUGUGAAUACUGUGGCAAGACAUUUCGAGAGAAUCGGCACCUUGCUAUUCAUACCACUAUUCACACAGGUGAUCGGAAAUUUGUUUGUGGGGACUGUGGUCAACGGUUUUCCCAGAAGAGCCACCUGCGUGUGCAUGCUAAGCUUCACACAGGUGAAAAGGACUUUGUCUGUGAAGAAUGUGGCAAAAGAUUCACCACCAAAAGUGAAAAGAGGUAUCAUGUAAUGACACAUACUGGGGAAAAGAAUUUUGCCUGUGAAGACUGUGGGAGACGGUUCACAAAGAAAAGCUCUCUUGGCUGGCAUUACAAAACUUACACACACAGAAAUACCAAGCAAGUUAAGAGUCAUGCUCAUAGUGAAAUGACUGAUGAAACUAAAUUCUUGAGCUGUAAUGUAUGCCAAGAAAAGUUUAUUGAUCCGAUUGCAUUACUUGAUCAUAGUGCAUGCCAUGAAACAAAGGACCUGAAUGUUCCCAGUGCUUUUGCGAAAAGUAGCUUGGGUGAUGUUAUUAAAGAUACCAUAACAGAAGCUCAGAAAAUUGAAAGUGUCAUUAAUGAAAUAGUACUCCCAUCAACAGCUUUGACUGAUGAAACUUGUUUUAUAAAAAUGGAAGAGCUGUGAAGAGGCUACAUGUGGAGGCAAUGAUGACAAUUCUAUUAAUGAAGUGUAUAUCACAGGGUGUCGAGAAUAAAAUGGAAUAGUUAUACCCUAUUUAGAGAGGAAAAUGAAGAUGGAAAGAGUGAUGGUUUUACAUCCAAAUAGAUUUACUGCAGUAAGAAAAAAAAUACAGGUAAACCUGUAAUAAGAUGAUUCAAGACAUUAUGUAUGCUUUUGAUAAAAAUUAUUGUGCUAUGACUGUUCAAUCUGGUUUGUGUAUGUGUACAUGUAUUGAAUGAUAAUUUUCUUCCUCAUUUUUUGGGCUUUUUAUUUUUGUGAUAAGUAGCAUUACACUUCUUGUAAGCAACAGCACAUAGGGGCUGACACUCAUUUAACAGUUUCAUUGACUAUUAAUGAUGUCCUGUAGAUGGAAGAUAUCAAACUUGUUUUCCUUAGUAGUACAAGACGAUGAAGCUGAAUGGGGUCUGGACUCUCCAAUUUCCUUUCUUUUUGAAUUUUGUUUUUUCCCACCAACAACCAAGAGUGAUUUUUUUCUAGUCUGACUAUGUUUCCAUAUUUAACUAUAGUACAUACUUAUAGAUUGAUUGAGAAUUAUGUAAAUAUGGUUAGUCUUUGCUUACAGUGGAAACUCUGCAAAGCUUGCUCUUUGCCUACCUACUUAUUGAGGAAAUUGGUACAUAGUUAUAUGAGUGUGGUCAUACAAUUUUACAGUGGUCUGAGUUUUUACACUGUCUGGUCCUUUAACUUGUACUGGUACCCAGAGAAUUUGAUUAUACUUAGGAAUUCUAAUGAAAUUCCAUAAUAACUUAAUCUUUGUCUAUGACUCCUGAUGAAUAUUAAACAAAUAGUUAGAUAUUAACUUGAAAGUCUGUGAAAUCACUUGCGACAGCAUUCGUCUUUUGCUCAGAGAUGUAUUAUCUUAUUUCUGUUUUUCACACCAGAUUUUUCUGUGAAAAUAUUGUAUGGAUAGAUACAAAGAGGUUAGAGACAAGUUUGUAAGGCUCUUUUGUGUUACUCUGAUUCUGUGAACUGCAAUCCACUGUAAUAUAAAUGGUUGGGGAGACAGUGCCCAGGACCUAAGUUUUUUUAGGACAAGGUUACAGAAGGUUGUGGUGUUUCCGAGGAGGUGCAUGAGACAUUGUAAGUUGCACACACCAUGACCAGUAAUGCUUAACAUUACUUCUGCUGUUAUAACUGGAUGAAAACUAAUUUAUUUACAUAUUUACAACAUUACACAAAUAAAAAAAAAUUGAAGAACUUUGCUUUGCUACUAAGCCUUUUUAAAAGGCUCAUUUUCAAACUGUUAUAGUUUCCAAAGUUUACUGGUUAAUGUAGAAAGGUAGUUUAAAAAGAAGUAAACAGUAUUUGGCACUAUUACUGCACAGCAAUUUAAAUGUAACAAAAAUUAAAGAAAAAUGAACUAUAAGUAUUUCUAAUGUUCUUGUUGGUUGGUACUGUUGUGUUACAGAUUGUGCUUUAAGUUUUUGAAUGCAUUUGUAUUUUACCUUAGAAGUAUGUAAUUAUCACAUACUGUAACUCAUAAGGUAUCUCUCUUCCUAUUUUGUAAAUAGUCCACAAUAUGAUAUACUGACAGCUUCUGGUGUACUAUAUCUUGGAUCUCAUACAUUAUCAGUAAGGUCUUAGGUUUCUCAGUAAAAAUAGAAUUGUUAUCUGGAGGUCCAGUACUUUUUACUGGAAUGCAAUACCACUGCUAACAGAUCACCAGUACUGAUGGAAAAACUUAACACUCUUCUUUUUAUUGUUAAAUACCAUGCAACAAUAAAUUGUUCUUCCUUCCUCCAAUACAUUUUAUGUAACACAAUAUAUCCUUUAUGUUUUCACUGAAUACAACAUUGAUUUUCCUUACUUUCUGUGCAAAAAAAAAAAAAAAAUAGGACAAUUCCAAUCGGGAGAUAUACGUACUGUGCAACAUUUCAACUCAAAGAACGUUGUCCUAGAGUGUAGAGUUGAUGUUAACUCUAAUUUCUCUGUUGUUCCUACUCUUGUAUGGUAUUAAUAAAAAAUUUAAAGGCAAAUA